Hylaeus anthracinus is the source of this 526-nucleotide messenger RNA. Its product is annotated as dolichyl-diphosphooligosaccharide--protein glycosyltransferase subunit 4. The transcript has 2 exons. The record is from RefSeq and is a predicted model, not a curated record. The coding region runs from base 156 to 344 and encodes 62 amino acids. NCBI's taxonomy places the organism in Eukaryota, Metazoa, Arthropoda, Insecta, Hymenoptera, Colletidae.
CGCCAUCUUACAAAAACAAUAAAAAUUAUUUUCAUUAUAAACUUGGGCAUUUUCCCACCGAUGGCGCUACAAGUUUAAAAAAAAAAACAGCUCGCCAUCUAGCAGCGACAUUGAGAACUAUCUUCGCUAGAAACUUGGCAAUUUUCCCACGGGUAAUGCCUGGUAACUCAUUGUUUGUGCGGUGUGUAACGUGUCAGAUCACGUAUUUGUUAAGUAUACCGAACAGUGUAUACUAUAAGAUGAUUACAGACGUGCAGCUCGCCGUUUUUUGCAACAUCCUCGGUGCGACGUUGUUUUGUUUAGUAUUCCUAUUUCAUUAUAUAAAUGCAAAUUAUUCAAAAUAAGGAAAUGACACAAACUCUUAAACAUAACCUCAAUCUGCGUCAUCAAAUAUUUGUACACGUACAGAUGGGGUUCCAUAUCAACAUGUAUUUGAAAUUGUACGAAUGAAGUCUAUCGUUUAAUGUAACUGGCUUUAACUUUAUAAAUACAAUUAACCACAUUAAAUAAAAAUAUAUUUUCUGUA